AUGUGUGUCGACCAACAGCUCUUUCAUUCCGGUGUCCGCGGCCGAGCCGACACUUACAAGAAAAACUCAAAAGAUAUAAUCGCCAGCAAAAUGGGCUCAAAGACACAGGAAGCUCGAGUCAUUUCUGAAGCCUUGAAGGGGCAGACCAUCCACGUCCCAAACCUCUACAGCAUCCUUAAGGGAUGGCCGGUCAAGGCCAACGUCAACUACGAACGUCUCGUCCCCGUCGUUGAAGAUGCUUUCGACCGGCAAUCGCCCAACCUCCGGGAAAAGUACCGGAGGGCUGAUUACGCCCGCUUCGUUAGCCUGUACUAUCCUCAUCCCGAAUGGGAUCGAGUUCAGACCCUGGCGCUCUAUAUCAUCUGGUUGUUCUGCUGGGAUGAUGCCAUUGACCAGCAGGGGACUGGCGAUCUGAGCAACAACCUUCUGCGAGCCAAGACACGUCGUGACAACACCAUAAGAAUGCUUGAGUACGUUCUCGGCCUUGCUCCGAAGUUUGGCUCGGAUAUACAGUUUUCUCAGGCAGAUUAUGAGCUGAAGGUGAUUGGAGAUGAGUUGAAAAAAGCCUACACCCAAGAACAGAGGGAGGUCUUCAUGAGCCAGAUGCGGCGCUAUAUUGGCAACUGUCACGAAGAACAGACAAUGCGACUUCAAGGCACUCUGCCUAGCAUCGAGUCGUAUUCAGAGCUUCGCCAUGGCACAGCCGCGGUCUGGACCCUGUGUGCUCUCAUCGAAUACUCAUCUCGUGUUGACAAGUACAUCAGGUUCGGUCUAUCGGAAAACAUUUCGGAGCACAUCCGGGACAUGGAACAAAUCCAGACUAUAUGGUCCGAGACCAGCAGGGCUGUUUGGAUCACGAACGAUAUACUUUCCCUCCGUAAGGAAAUCCCCAAGGAAGGCAGCGAGAGCGUUGUAAAUGCCAUCCCCAUUAUUAUGAAGCACGAGGGCAAAUGUCCUCAACAGGCCGUUGACGCCCUCCUAGCCGAGCUAGCCACCUCUGUGGCAGCGUUUGAGGCUGCUGCCAUCGGUCUAGAAGAAGCAGCAGACAAGGGGGAAAGUGAAUUUUUGAAGACCUAUUGCGACGCAUGUCGUUGCAUGGUCACAGGGUCCAUCCAGUUCUCGCUCGAAUCAUCCCGCUACAAGCUAGAGGACUGCUUGAACGAAGACGGCUCUUUGGACAUCUUAUUUUAA
Molecule: messenger RNA, 1191 nt
Organism: Colletotrichum navitas
Lineage: Eukaryota; Fungi; Ascomycota; Sordariomycetes; Glomerellales; Glomerellaceae
Product: isoprenoid synthase domain-containing protein
Exons: 8
Coding region: 1-1191 (396 amino acids)
Source: RefSeq, a predicted model, not a curated record